UAAUGGGUAUCAGUCUUUUGCUUGAUACAAUAGCUGAUAUAUCAUCCAAGAAUAGAAAAUAUUCGGCGAAGAUCAGCCCUUUGGAGACUCUUGAAAGAUUGCCUCUAUUGGAACUAUCAUCAAUCUGCAUCAACUUGACACUGGUCCUAGUGUUACUUUUCAUUGUGUCAGCGAGACAGAUAGUUGUGUGCCUUGGUCGAAUUCGAGUUGAUAAAGAGGUUUCUAAUGGGAAUCCAGUCCCAAUUAGACGCAGUCCUGAUGCUGAUAUUCAGAAAAUAGUAAUUGGUAGAUGGUAUAAAGCUGCGGCCUUUUGUUGCUUCUAUGUUUUGUUUCUGCAAGUAUUGGUAUUAGGUUUUGACAGCAUUGGUUUGAUAAGGGAGUCCACAAGAGGGAAGAGUAUAAGUUGGACUCUGGUGCUCUCACCGGCAGCUCACAGUUUAGCUUGGUUUUUGCUGAGCUUUUCAACACUUCACUGUAAAUUCAGUUUCUCUGAGAAAUUUCCAUUGUUGUUAAGGGUUUGGUGGGGAUCAUCCUUUGUCAUAUGUCUCUUUACAUUGUAUGUUGAUGGGAACAAAUUCUUGAAGGAACGCUCAGAACAUUUGAAUUCUCAUGCCAUAACGAAUUUUGCGUUAACCCCUGCUCUUGCUUUCUUAAGUUUUGUUGCAGCCAGGGGUGACACCGGUAUUCAAGUAUAUAGAAACUGUGAUCUUGAAGAGCCAUUGCUGGUUGAAGAAGAAGAAGCAGGGUGCCUUAAGGUUACGCCUUAUAGUGAAGCUGGUAUAUUUAGUUUGGCCACAUUGUCCUGGUUAAAUCCGGUUCUUUCUUUGGGUGCAAAAAGACCACUUGAACUAAAAGACAUUCCACUUCUUGCCCCAAAGGACCGUACUAAGACAAAUUAUAAAGGUUUAAAUUCCAACUGGGAGAAGCUAAAGGCUGAAAAUCCUACAGGGCAGCCUUCUUUAGCUUGGGCUAUCCUCAAAACGUUCUGGAAAGAGGCUGCAUGUAAUGCAAUUUUUGCAGGGUUAAACACCUUAGUUUCAUAUGUCGGUCCAUACUUGGUUAGUUACUUUGUGGAUUACUUGGGAGGGAUAGAGACUUUCCCUCAUGAGGGGUAUAUUCUCGCAGGAAUUUUUUUUGCAGCUAAGUUGGUGGAGACCGUCACUACACGACAGUGGUAUAUCGGGGUAGACAUUUUAGGGAUGCAUGUCAGGUCAGCUCUCACAGCAAUGGUUUACAGAAAAGGGCUCAGGCUCUCGAGUGCAGCGAAGCAAGGUCAUUCCAGUGGAGAGAUUGUUAACUACAUGGCAGUGGAUGUUCAAAGAGUUGGGGACUAUUCCUGGUAUUUACAUGACAUAUGGAUGCUUCCUAUGCAGAUUAUACUUGCGCUUGCUAUUCUCUACAAAAAUGUUGGGAUUGCUACCAUUGCAACAUUGAUUGCCACCAUAAUUUCCAUUGUUGCCACUAUCCCAUUGGCAAGGUUUCAGGAAACUUACCAAGACAAUUUAAUGUCUGCUAAAGAUGAAAGAAUGAGAAAGACUUCUGAAUGUCUUAGAAACAUGAGGAUCCUCAAGCUACAAGCUUGGGAGGAUAGGUACCGCCUGAAGCUUGAAGAGAUGCGGUCUGUGGAAUUCAAAUGGUUGCGUAAGGCUCUAUACUCGCAGGCAUUUAUUACGUUUAUCUUUUGGAGCUCUCCUAUAUUUGUUUCAGCUGUCACUUUUGGAACUGCAAUAUUGUUAGGGGACGAACUUACAGCAGGUGCUGUUCUUUCUGCUCUGGCUACCUUCAGGAUUCUACAGGAGCCUUUAAGGAAUUUCCCAGACUUGGUUUCAAUGAUGGCUCAAACAAAAGUUUCCCUUGAUCGAAUCACUGGAUUCCUACAGGAUGAGGAGUUGCAGGAUGAUGCCAUCACAUGCUUACCACGAGGAACUACGGAUGUGGCAAUAGAGAUAAAAGAUGGUGAUUUCUGCUGGGAUGUUUUUUCUUCAAGCCUAACAUUGUCAGGCAUACAAAUGAAGGUGGAAAAGGGGAUGUGUGUGGCUGUGUGUGGCAUGGUUGGCUCGGGGAAAUCAAGUUUUCUUUCUUGCAUUCUUGGUGAGAUUCCCAAAAUUUCUGGUGAAGUUAGAGUUUGCGGAUCUUCUGCUUAUGUCUCACAGUCAGCUUGGAUACAAUCUGGAAAUAUAGAAGAAAAUAUUCUAUUUGGUAGCCCAAUGGACAAGGCAAGAUAUAAGAGUGUUAUAUAUGCUUGUUCGCUGAAAAAAGAUUUGGAGCUUCUUUCUCAUGGAGAUCAGACAAUUAUCGGUGACAGAGGCAUAAAUUUGAGUGGUGGCCAGAAGCAACGUGUGCAGCUUGCCAGGGCACUAUAUCAAGAUGCGGACAUCUAUUUGCUUGAUGAUCCCUUCAGUGCUGUUGACGCACACACAGGUUCAGAAUUAUUUAAGGAAUACAUCAUGACAGCAUUAGCAACCAAGACUGUAGUUUACGUAACCCAUCAAGUUGAAUUUCUGCCAGCAGCUGAUCUGAUACUGGUAAUUAAGGAAGGCCGUGUCAUUCAAGCUGGCAAAUAUGAUGAACUACUUCAAGCAGGGACUGAUUUCGAUGCCCUGGUUUCAGCUCAUCACGAAGCUAUAGAUGCCAUGGAUAUUCCCAAUCAAUCCUGUGAAGAUUUCGAUGAUGAUCAUCCACUUGAAGGUUCUAUCCUCUUAAGUAAGAAGUGUGAAUCAAUAGGAGGUAAUUUGGAGAGUUUGGGAAAGGAAGUUCAAGAGGUUGGGUCGACCUCGGGUCUAAAACCGAUCAAAGAGAAAAAGAAAGUGAAACGGUCAAGGAAAAAGCAGCUUGUUCAGGAAGAGGAAAGAGAAAGAGGGAAAAUCAGCAUGACGGUGUACUUGUCAUAUAUGGCUGCGGCAUAUAAGGGCUUACUGAUUCCUCUUAUUAUCCUGGCCCAGACAUUAUUCCAGCUUCUUCAGAUAGCUAGUAAUUGGUGGAUGGCUUGGGCUAAUCCCCAAACCAAAGGGGACCAACCAAAAACUAGUAACAUGGUGCUUAUUGUUGUUUAUAUGGCCCUUGCUUUUGGGAGUUCUUGGUUUAUAUUUGUCAGGGCCGUACUAGUGGCUACAUUUGGUCUUGCAGCUGCACAAAAAUUGUUCCUACAAAUGCUCAGAAAUGUGUUCCGAGCACCAAUGUCUUUCUUUGACUCAACUCCAUCUGGUCGAAUUUUGAAUCGCGUAUCAGUUGAUCAAAGUGUAGUGGACCUUGAUAUUCCGUUUAGACUAGGCAGCUUUGCAUCAACAACAAUUCAACUUAUUGGUAUUGUUGGUGUCAUGACUCAAGUUACUUGGCAAAUUCUGCUUCUUGUUAUUCCAAUGGCGAUUGCUUGUUUGUGGAUGCAGAAAUACUAUAUGGCUUCUUCAAGAGAACUGGUCCGCAUUGUCAGCAUCCAAAAAUCGCCAGUAAUCCACCUAUUUUCCGAGUCAAUUGCUGGAGCAGCAACAAUAAGAGGGUUUGGGCAAGAAAAGCGAUUUAUAAAGAGGAACUUAUAUCUUCUUGAUUGUUUUGCCCGUCCAUUUUUCUACAGCCUAUCAGCUAUUGAGUGGCUUUGCCUACGUAUGGAGCUUUUGUCAACGUUUGUGUUUGCAUUCUGUAUGGUUAUACUAGUGACUAUUCCACAUGGGAGUAUCGAUCCAAGUAUGGCAGGCCUGGCUGUGACAUAUGGGCUCAAUCUGAAUGCACGCUUAUCUCGGUGGAUCCUUAGUUUUUGUAAACUUGAAAAUAAAAUUAUUUCUAUUGAAAGGAUUCAUCAGUAUUGUCACAUCCCUAGUGAGGCUCCACUAGUUAUCGAGGAUAAUCAGCCCCCAACCUUGUGGCCGCAAGAAGGAACAAUCGAAUUGAUAGACUUAAAGGUUCGUUACAAAGAGAAUCUUCCUGUGGUGCUUCAUGGUGUGAGUUGCAAAUUUCCUGGUGGGAUGAAGAUUGGAAUUGUUGGACGUACUGGAAGUGGUAAAUCAACAUUGAUUCAGGCACUAUUUCGCAUGAUUGUACCAGAAGCGGGCAGUAUUGUGAUAGACAAUAUCAAUAUAUCAACAAUAGGUCUUCAUGAUCUUCGUAGUCGACUGAGCAUAAUACCUCAAGAUCCAACCCUGUUUGAAGGGACCAUUAGGGCGAACCUUGAUCCUCUAGGCGAGCAUUCAGAUCCAGAAAUUUGGCAGGCACUUGAUAAGUCCCAGCUUGGAGAGAUAGUUCGACACAAGGAGCAAAAGCUUGACUCGCCAGUUUUAGAAAAUGGAGAUAACUGGAGCGUAGGACAGCGCCAGCUUGUUUCUCUUGGCCGAGCCUUACUCAAGCAGGCAAGAAUUCUGGUUCUUGAUGAAGCAACUGCAUCCGUUGAUUCAGCUACAGAUAAUCUCAUCCAGAAGAUUAUUAGGACUGAAUUUAAGGACUGUACAGUGUGUACAAUUGCUCACCGUAUCCCAACUGUUAUCGAUAGUGAUUUGGUUCUGGUUCUCAGUGAUGGCCGAGUUGCAGAGUUUGACGUUCCAGCUCGAUUGUUAGAGGACAAGUAUUCCAUGUUUUUUAAAUUAGUUUCUGAAUAUUCGACAAGAUCUAGCGGAAUCCCUGAAUUUUGAUUUAGACAGUGUGCAACCUAAAUCCAAAGCAUCAAGAGCAGACUCCAAGUGAGGUAUGGGAAGGAAAGUACAGCUUCUGCAUGCUGCUUCAUCUGGUUUACUGAAAAUCUAGGAAAAGGCAUAUUGCAACGUCAAAAACCUUACAAGAGGAAUGUAGUUUCAUCAGUCUGACAUGACACGGAGAUAUAACACAGUCGGGCAUUUCUGCUGCAUAUGUAACAUAAAUAAGUAGGAGGUUGAUAUGGGGUUGGUAACAAAUACAGAAAAGUAGACGAGGGACACUACAAUCUGUAUUGUAACUCUCCAAAUCAUGUCUUUGUACUAAUAGUAUGCAGUAUGGUAAAUUUUGUAACGAGCCUAGGCAUUUUAGAUGUUUAUCUCAUGUCUUUCUUUUAGUGAACUUAUUUCCUCUAUCUGUAAGCAAAGAAUCAGCUUACAGAUUAUAUAACUUUUGUUCCGAACCCCAAUUUAAAGUUUUACAUAUUAGUCA
This is a messenger RNA of Daucus carota subsp. sativus, 5109 nucleotides long. Its product is annotated as ABC transporter C family member 5. Gene Ontology annotation, biological process: transmembrane transport. Gene Ontology annotation, cellular component: membrane. NCBI's taxonomy places the organism in Eukaryota, Viridiplantae, Streptophyta, Magnoliopsida, Apiales, Apiaceae. The record is from RefSeq and is a predicted model, not a curated record. The transcript has 11 exons. The coding region runs from base 3 to 4619 and encodes 1538 amino acids. Gene Ontology annotation, molecular function: ABC-type transporter activity; ATP binding; ATP hydrolysis activity.